Messenger RNA from Arctia plantaginis, 2949 nucleotides. NCBI's taxonomy places the organism in Eukaryota, Metazoa, Arthropoda, Insecta, Lepidoptera, Erebidae. The record is from the annotation of a GenBank genome assembly.
AUGAGUUUGGGUGCGCGCGCCACCAAGGGUGGUGCGAAGGGCGGCGCGAAAGAUGGCAAGCAUGCACAGGACACGCGAAAGACCACAGAAAAAACCCAGACCAAGGAAAAGGUGAAACCACAGGCAACAACAGAACAGCUCCGAAUGGCACACAUGAUCGAUCGUAAAAGCGAUGACGCGUCUGACGUUCGAAGAAUGGUGCUAGAACUAAUGGAGAUGACGUGUCGCACCGAGGAGGAGGUCUGCUCGGCGCUGCACGACUCUGACAAUGACAUGGUAGCCGCUUGCAACUUGUUACUGGAGGAAAGCCAACGGAUACAGGGCGAGUGGCAAACCAGUGAGAAAAAGAAAAAGAAACCUCCGGCUUCGGCCGGCAAUGGUGAACUCGACCCGCCUCGAGACCCACGCAGUCGCUCAGGGCCCCGUCCACGUCGGGGGUCUGGCGAACGUGGAGAGCGAGGUGAUCGAGGCGACCGGGGCGAGCGAGGAGAGCGUGGAGAGCGCGGAGAACGCGGCGAGCGGGGCGAGAGGGGCGAGGGAGGCUGGCGCGGCCGCGGCUCGGGCCGGGGGCGGGGCGGAGCGCGGGGGGCGCGGGGAGGGGGCGCGCGCCGCGCCCGCCCCGGCCGCGCCCCGCCCGCCAACUGGCAGGACCAGCCCUCCAACGUGGGCAGCAUGGCCGAACCGUUCCCUACCACAGAGGACUGGGACAAUGAGGAGUGGUCAGGAUCUCUCUCAGACACUAAGAUGUUGAACAUCCCAAGGAUUGACAAUACAGCUGUGUUCACGCCAAGCGUCAAUACGCAGAGCUUGCCCACGGACGGGGAUGCGCCCGCGCAGAACAGCACCGCUGAGCCGUGGGACGCCAAUGAGCUCAACGGGCCCUCCGACGGUCAGAUCACGACGUACUCGUACAGCAACCCUGCACACAUACCUGCGCACCCGCACCACCAGUCGCUCGUCCAGCAAAUGAACCCUGGCAGUCGACAAUCUCCGGUGAGUGCGGUCACGGCACCACCCCCUACCACUGACACACAACCUCCCACAGCAGACACCUUCCAUCACCAGCACCAUCAUCAGCCGAUGGGCAUGUCGGGCAGCCUGACGGCAGCGCAGUCGCAGUACCUCUCGCAGCUCACGCAGCAGUCGCAGCGCCACGACAACAGUGUGUACACAUCGAAUUACGGUGUCUACGGUUCGUCAGAUAUCACGAGUCAGAGGAAACCACAGAGGGCGAGGGUACCACCGCCGUCAAAGAUCCCGUCGUCGGCGGUGGAGAUGCCGGGCGGCGCGGAGGGGGGCGCGGCGCUCUUCCUCGACGUGCAGUUCGGCGCGCUCGAGCCCGACCAGCUCGCCGACACGCCCAAGCAGCAGCAGCCCCCCCCAGCGGCGCCAGAGCCGACGCAAGCGCCCAGCGUAGCGCCGCACGAGCCCACCAGCUCACCGCCCCCCACCACCAACUCCUACCCCCAGCCAGCCAACAGUGUGCCCAGCAACUUAAAUGAGACGUUAUCAGCGGUGGAGACGACACCACAGAGCCAACCGUCAACUACCUCAGAACCCACAGUCACAAACACGACGUUGGCCGGCUCGGCGCUGGAGGCUCAGCUCGCGGCGUCCAUGAAGCAGCUCUCGACCGCCGCCCCCCCCGCCCCCGCGCAGGACGCGCCGCCGCACCACCACCAGCAGCGCCCCAAGACCGUAGGCCAACAGAAUGUGUACGCGGCCCACCACGCGGUGUCGCACCACCCGCCAGUGUACGGCGCCAAUGUGUACGCGCCACAGGUGAACUCAACGAAUGCCGCUUCACUAACCGGCGCCUCCGCCAUGACCGCUACGGCCUACCCCUCCAGCGUCACACUCACACAGUACCAGCCAAUGAUGAACUCCUAUCAGCAGACGUCGUCGUCGGCGGGAGUGUACGGGGGCAGCGCGCUCUACACGGCGGCGCCCUACACGCCCUACCAGCCCACCGCACAGCCCAAGGUGCAGCCUAAGGACACGCAACAGGUGCAGUAUGACAAUUCAGUGGCGUCAAGCAAUAGUUUAACGAACGCAACGACGACACAGACCUCAACAGCCAAAGUUGCGACGACUACAGUGGUGGCGGGGCAGGCGGGGCAGGCGGGGCAGGGCGGGGGCGGGUCGGCGUACGCGGGCGGCGCGCUGUACGGCGCCGGCGCCACGCCCUACGCGCCCUACGACGACCAGCUCAUGCGCUCCACGCUACCGCACCACAUGGGUGGAUACUACGAAGUAGGUUACGGAGGUCGGGAGGGAGCGUUUGGACUGAGCGCGGGAGAGAGGUUCGGCAGGACUGAUGCUGCGUCACCACAACAGGUGCCAGCGGCCGCCCUCCCUCCAGGCUACGCGUACUUCGCAUAUCAACCUCCACCCACCACAUACCAGUAUGGAGUCUACCCCACGUACGGCGGUGGGUCGAACGUGGGCGGCGUGGGCGGAGUGGGGGGCGUGGGCGGCGUGUCGGGCGGCGGCAAGGUGUCGACGUACGCGCAGCAGCAGCAGCCGCCGUACGACGCGCAGGACUCGUACAAGGGCGGCGCCGCCUACUCGGCCGGCGCCAAGCCCGCGCCCGGCGCGGACCUGUCCAGCGCCAUGUACGCCAAGGGACACGUCGCGCUCAACAAGGUCAACAGCUACGAGAAAGCGACCUUCCACAGCGGUACGCCACCCCCUUUCGGCGGAGCCUCGCACCUCUACAUCCCUGCGCCGCCGCACCACCACCCCCACCACCACGCGCCUCAACAGCACCAGAUGGAUGUACGGGUGAACAGUAGUCAUAAUAGGCGGGAGAGCGUAGCGGGCGUCAUACUGGGCGCCAAACUAGACGCCACCGACAGACAAUCCCAAACGAUCGUCGGUCGAGUGACAAAUGUACAUAGCGCUGGCGCGACCCCCUCACAUCAGACAAUUGCGCGCCCGAUAGUAUAG